Molecule: messenger RNA, 1828 nt
Organism: Arachis ipaensis
Lineage: Eukaryota; Viridiplantae; Streptophyta; Magnoliopsida; Fabales; Fabaceae
Product: protein kinase PINOID 2-like
Biological process (GO): protein phosphorylation
Molecular function (GO): ATP binding; protein kinase activity
Source: RefSeq, a predicted model, not a curated record
AAAGCAGGGCAGCAUGAUUGCCAGAAAAGGAGGACGGUGGAGAACUCAAAAAGAGGGAGAGAAAAAAGAUUGUGCCAACUAAUUCAUAUCGUUUAGCACUAUUCUAUUUUGUUUUCUUUGAUUACUAUCACAUUCACCUUUAUUAGCUAGCUAGCUUUAUUUCAAAUCGAUGCACCGCAAGUAAAACUCGUUUAGAGCCAAAGUGUCGUUGGAACUUGGAACCAAUACUAUUUCUAUACCUUGUUUUUCCUUUUUGUUUUAGACCCAUUACUCUUUUACGUAACAUCAUGUUGCUAAGCAAUUAGUGUCACAGGGGAUGUUACUCAACUGGCAUAGAAAGUGUAAAAAGAAGGAUUUAAAUGUAAUCCCAUCUUUAAGUAGAAAAGAACAGCCCGCUAUAAAUACUGAAGCAGAGUACAAGAUUACUAGUAGCAUCCAAAAGCAGAGAAAAUACUAAUAAAAGAAGCUAAGGAAAACUCUUCCAUUGAUGAUCCUAAAAGAAUUCCUCAAAUAGUGUGGAAGUGGUGCAAAAUGAAUAGGGUCUCCAGAAGCAUUUCAGAUUUGAGUGAUAAUUUGCGGUGCAGAAACAAUUGUUAUGCCUUAGAUCACAAUCAAAGGCCACACAGAGCAAGCCAACCUGCUUCUCAAGCAAUGAAGAAGCUUUGUGCAGAGCGUGGUGGUCAGCUUAGGCUCGGCCACUUCCGGCUCUUGCGCCUCCUAGGCCGAGGUGAUAUCGGAAAAGUGUUCCUGUGUGAGAUCAGCAAGUCCUUGAAGCCGCAGCCCAAUUGUUUGUAUGCCAUGAAAGUAGUGGACAGAAAGUCUCUGGCUCUGAAGAAGAAGCUGAAAAGAGCAGAGAUGGAGGAACAAGUACUGAGUGUUGUUGACCACCCUUUUCUGCCAACACUUCAUGCAAAAUUUGAUGCUCAUCAAUACACAUGUUUUGUCAUGGAUUACUGCCCAGGUGGCGACUUGUUCACGCUUCAGCAGAACCAGCCAGAUCUUCACUUUAAUGUCUCCACAGCAAGAUUCUUUGCGGCUGAGGUGCUUGUUGCUCUUGAAUAUCUGCAUAUGAUGGGGAUAGUGUAUAGAGACCUGAAGCCAGAAAAUGUGCUUAUUCAAGAAGAUGGACACAUCAUGCUCACUGAUUUUGAUCUCUCUCUUCACUUGGAAGUUCACCCCACUCUUCUUAAACAAGUUUCCAACAAUAGGAUCAUGAAGAAGAAUAAGCCAAUGCUGUGUUGCAGCAAUUCAUAUGAUUAUGAGCAUAUAGGUACUAGAAGCACUAGGAAGAAAGCAAGCAUUAUUGGUGAUGAUGGCCAUGCACAACAGAUUGAGAUUUCAGCUGAGCCUAACAACGGAAGAUCGCAUUCUUUUGUUGGAACUCAUGAGUAUUUGGCACCAGAGGUGAUCUUGGGGUUAGGCCAUGGAAGUGCUGUUGAUUGGUGGGCAUUUGGUGUGUUCCUCUAUGAGCUCUUAUAUGGAGAUACACCUUUCAAAGAUGCAACAAGCCAUGACAAAACAAUGAACAAUAUCCUCAGGAAACGGUUGAGUUUCCCAAGAUCAGGAACAAUAACACAUUCUGGGGAGGAUAUUGCCAAGGCAGAGGAUCUUAUUGGGAAGCUUCUGAUCAAGAAUCCAAAGAAGAGAAUGGGAUACAACAGUGGAUCUUGUGAGAUUAAGAAACAUGACUUCUUUCAGGGGAUUAACUGGGCCUUAAUCAGAUCAGUUAAACCACCUCUUGUUUUCAAGAACAAGUCUGCAGGUCAACCACCUCAUCAAAUACCUUUCUUCUGAUCUAUUCUAGAAAUCUUAUAUCUAUUAUCUUUGU